CUUCUUUCUACUUUCCUCUUUGACCAACCUCUCAAAGCAGCACAUUCUUCAACUUUCAUCAUAGUUGGUCGAGUUUUGUCGGCGAAUUCAUUUCCUCUUCAACCACCUCGUGCUCUUUCUAGUCCACUUGCAAUUCCUACAAAUUCAAGUUGCAGUUGCUACUUUGCGGUAUCAGUUUGUAUUAGAUUCCCACGAAGAAAACAUGGCACAGCUAGAAAAAGAUGAGGUUAAAAUGAUGGCAGAAAUAUCUGAUGUAGUCGAGGAUUCUGAAUUACGGAGGCGUGUGUCUAGGACACCAAAUGCAUCAAUUUCUAUUCCUAUAGCCUCCUUGAAAUCAUAUGAAGGAACAGCAAGUCCAACUGCGAUAGGAAACAUAGCAGAGAGCACAAACAUAUUUCAUACUUUGGAUGGUGCACAUGAAAAUGAUUGGAAUAACGACUUUGAUAUAAAGCAUAAAUACUUAAGUAGGUCUGAGAAACUAGUAAUGUGCAACGAUCCUUAUUGUUCUACUUGCCCUACUUAUAUCAAGGCUUCUCGAAAACCUUCAACUAAAGUUCAUCCCAAGUUCAACAAUAAUCAUUGUGGGGAUGACAAGGGUUUUGGACGAAAACUAAUUUAUUUCGUCUCUUCAUAUGUUCCUGGAGUUAUGAAUCCUCAUGCUAAAGUUGUACAACAAUGGAACAAGAUUUUGGCCCUCUUUUGCUUGGUGGCAAUUUUCGUUGAUCCAUUAUUUCUUUUCUUAAUCUAUGUGAAGAAGGAUGACAAAUGUAUUGCAAUAAACCGGACAAUGCGAACUCCACUUGUUUUAGUUAGAAGUAUUAAUGAUUUGAUAUAUUUGUCAAACAUUCUUCUCCAGUUUAGGUUGGCUUAUGUUUUUCCUGGGUCAAGGGUAUUGGGUGCUGAUGAUUUAGUUGACCAUCCCAAGAAAAUUGCUCUUAAUUAUCUGAAGAGUUAUUUUCUUGUUGACUUAUUUAUUGUACUUCCUCUUCCUCAGAUAAUCAUAUUAUUUGUCCUACCAAAGUUUAUGGGAUCAUCAGGAGCAAAUUAUGCUACAUAUCUUGUGCGUGCAAUGAUAUUUUUGCAACAAUUUCCCAGAUUAUUCAGGUUUUUACAAAUUGUACGGUCUACAACGGCAUUCAUACUUGAGCAAGCAUUAGCGAAAGACAUUAAAAAUCUACUCAUUUUUAUGCUCUGUGGCCAUUUUGUUGGUUCUUGCUGGUACCGCUUUGGUCUACAGAGGGUUAAUCAAUGCUUGCGAGAUGCCUGCUAUAAUUCUGAUAUUAAUGACUGCUCAGUAUUAAUUGAUUGUGGCCAUGCAUUUGGUGAGAAGUUAGAUAUGUGGAAAAAUAAUACAAAUGCUGCUGCUUGUUUGGAUGCCAGUUCUGGUGCCUUUUCAUAUGGAAUUUAUGAAGUGGCUGUACCCCUAACUGUAGAAGUUGGGGUGAUCAGAAAAUAUGUAUUUGCACUGUUUUGGGGCUACCAGCAAGUCAUCACUUUGGCUGAUAACCUAUCCCCAAGCUAUUUUGUGUGGGAAGUCCUAUUUGCAAUGGCCAUCAUGGUUUUGGGACUAUGCUUUUUUGCUCUUUUCAUCGGAAACAUACAGAGCUAUCUUCACACUCUUAGACACAGGAGGCUAGAAAUGGAACUUAGAGGUCGUGAUGUUGAGCAAUGGUUGAGCCAUCGCCGCAUACCAGAAGAUCUAAGAAGGAGAGUACGAAUGGCUGAAAGGUAUAAUUGGGCAGCAACAAGGGGUGUGAAUGAAGAAAUGCUUAUGGAGAAUUUGCCAGAAGAUCUCCAGACAGACAUAAGACGUCAUCUCUUCAAAUUUGUGAAGAAAGUUCGAGUGUUUUCCUUGAUGGAUGAACCUAUCUUAGAUGCUAUUUGUGAUAGACUAAAACCAAAGGCGUACAUGAAAGGAAGUAGAAUUUUGACUCAAGGUGGGUUUGUAGAGAAGAUGGUCUUUGUUGUGCGUGGAAAAUUAGAGAGCUUUGGAGCAGAUGGAACUAGAGUUACCUUAUCUGACGGCGAUGUUUGUGGUGAAGAACUUCUGACAUGGUAUAUUGAACGUGUUUCUAUAAGCACAGAUGGUAAAAAAGUAAGGCUUCCAAGACAAAGAUUGGUUAGCAAUCGGACAGUAAAGUGCUUAACAAAUGUGGAGGUUUUUUCUCUGCGUCUUGCAGACCUUGAGGAUCUCACAAUUCUUUUCGCAGGAUCCAUGCAUAACCCUCGUGUUCAAGGAGCAAUGAGGUAUGGAUCACUUUAUUGGAGACCCCUUGUAGCAAAACGAAUUCAAGUUGCAUGGAGAAACAGGAAGAAGCGUCGUACCUCAGAAUCAAAUUAAACAUUCAAGUCCUGUGAUACUUUUGUGUGUAAUAAGGUCAACAAAGUUAGAAUAUAAUUAAAUCGAUUGACGAUUUAUAACUUUAAAGAUUUCAUUAUUUUAUUAAUAGUUUUAAGAAUCAGUUUAAUUGUCAUUACAAUUUCAGAAACUAAGCUAUUCUCUCACAAUAAAGCCCAUUUUUCUUUGUCA
Messenger RNA from Cajanus cajan (pigeon pea), 2530 nucleotides. RefSeq names its product putative cyclic nucleotide-gated ion channel 20, chloroplastic. Gene Ontology annotation, molecular function: monoatomic ion channel activity. The record is from RefSeq and is a predicted model, not a curated record. Gene Ontology annotation, cellular component: membrane. Gene Ontology annotation, biological process: transmembrane transport; monoatomic ion transport. NCBI's taxonomy places the organism in Eukaryota, Viridiplantae, Streptophyta, Magnoliopsida, Fabales, Fabaceae.